Fusarium graminearum PH-1 is the source of this 3456-nucleotide messenger RNA. RefSeq lists its product as uncharacterized. The transcript is spliced from 4 exons. The record is from RefSeq and is a predicted model, not a curated record. Gene Ontology annotation, biological process: regulatory ncRNA-mediated heterochromatin formation. Bases 1 to 3456 code for a protein of 1151 amino acids. Gene Ontology annotation, cellular component: nuclear RNA-directed RNA polymerase complex. Gene Ontology annotation, molecular function: helicase activity. NCBI's taxonomy places the organism in Eukaryota, Fungi, Ascomycota, Sordariomycetes, Hypocreales, Nectriaceae.
AUGGACCGUGAAUACGAGUUUCGUUCUCCUUGUCUCGAGGCAUUCGCUGAACUACAAAAGGUGGUCUGGCACCAAUCCACCCGUCUCACCCCAGGAACUCUUGUUGCAUUAUCUCCCCGGUCAGAUAACUUCAACGCGCAGUGCUUUGUCGCUGUGGUUGCAGCCAGGUACCUUCUUGGUGGGCUAGAACCAAACUUUGACGACGGCGAGGAUAAUAGCACUCCGCCACGCAUCGAAAUCUUCUGGUCCAACGUCGAGACGGCCAUGUUUGAUCCUUCGGUCGAGUUGGUGAUGAUCGAGGCCAAGGGUGGCUAUUUCGAGACUGUCCGUCAUGCGAUGGUCGGGCUGCAGCAUGCUGCUAAAUUCGAAUCCAAAUUCGAUAAAUACAUCAUCAAUGGGUCGAACAGAGAAUACACUGCCACCUAUCUCUCUGAAGAGGGUGCUCUGAUCCCAGGAAAAGCUAAACAAUUUGAUUCAUCUCAACAGGAAGCCUUUCGUCGCAUGACUUCGCGAGAGCUCGCGGUGGUUCAAGGCCCUCCAGGUACUGGCAAGACGUUCACAUCAGUUGUGGCCCUUGAAAGCCAUAUACUUACGCUUAAGGCUGUUCAGGGAGGCAAGGCUAUCCCACCCGUUAUUGUCGCCGCACAAACCAACCAUGCACUGGACCAGCUCCUCGAUCGGUGUUUAAGUUUUGAUACUGUCAUAGCUCGUUUGGGUGGACGUACAGAGAACGAAGACAUUGAGUCUCGCACCCUAUUCAACAUCAGGAAAGAUUCAAAGAUCGCACGUGGCCCUACGCGAGGUGAGGCACUUCGAAAGAAAGUUCAGAGUGAGAUCGAAGAUCUCUUAAAGGGAUGCUUUCCUGCCGAACUCAUCGCAGCGGAAGAAUUCCUUCGCGAAGAAUUAAUAACCCAAAAGCAGUAUGAGUCGUUGAAAGACGAAGAGUAUGAAACGAUACCCAUACCGGGGGGCAACGGACAGGCAGAUGAUGAAGCAGUUGAUUCCAUCAAGUCAUGGCUCGGCGGAUGCGUGGAAUACGACCAAACAUACAUUUAUCGCCCCCCAGAGGGUCAGAAAGAAUCCCCAGAGACCCAAGACGAUGUCAUUGAUGAAUCAAAACAAGAAAACGACAGGGAACGGCUUCAUGGUGACUUCUUCCCCACUAAGUUUUACAUGACUGGAUCUGUCCCCUCCAGAUAUGGCGAUGGGGAUGCUGUAUCCUCUCAAGCCAGCAGAUUGCUGCUGAAACACCAUGAUCUAUACGAGAUCAAUCUGUCACUGCGAGGCAUAGUGUACCGCUUGCUACGUAAGAGACUCAUCAAUGCGAGAGUCAAACGGUUUCCAAAGCUUCUCAAAGCCUACCAGGCAGCUUGCGACGACAUCAAGAUCGCUCGGUGUGAGAGGGAUGUCAAAAUCCUCACAAAUGAGAAGGUCGAAAUUCUUGGCUGUACAACUACAGGGCUUACAAAGUAUCGGGGCUUGAUUUCAGCCUUGAAACCUCGAAUCCUGAUGAUCGAGGAGGCAGCUGAGACACGAGAAGCGAACAUCACGUCAGCUCUAUAUCCCAGCCUUGAUCAGAUCAUCCUAGUCGGAGAUCACCAGCAGCUUGUUCCGCAUGUGGAUGUCCAUGAACUCGGAUGCGAACCAUACAACAUGCAUGUCUCGCUUUUUGAGCGGUUGGUUAAUCUGAGACUACCAUAUUCCAUGCUCCAGGUGCAGCGUCGUAUGGUGCCAGCGAUCCGUCAGGUGGUCAACACAUUCUAUCACAGACUGACCGAUCACAGCUCUGUCAAUGAUCCCAGAAACAGAGCUCCCGUUUUGGGUAUGGGAAACAAGAGUCUUUGGUGGUUCCACCAUGAUUGGGAGGAGUCUCGAAACACUGAUGACUUUUCUUACUCGAACUUCAACGAAGCGAGCAUGAUCGUCUGCUUCGUUCGGUACCUGAUUCAAAAUGGAGUCCCUCCCCAUCGCAUUACCAUCUUGAGCUUCUACAAGGGCCAGGUCACUCUCCUUCUAGAGAUCCUGCGACGAGACCCAACUUUGUCAGCCAAGAACCCGACAAAAGCAUGGUCUGUCAAAACGGUGGAUGGUUUCCAAGGCGAAGAAAAUGACAUUGUGAUUCUCUCGGUCGUACGAAGUGCUCACCCAGGCUUCGUGCAAAACAAGAACCGAGCUGUGGUCGCUCUCAGCCGUGCAAAGUGCGGCCUGUACGUCUUUGGCAAUGCGCUGAAUCUCGUGCAAAAAUGGGAAGAAAGCUUUUCAACUUGGAUAGGUGUCUAUGAAGUCUUUGAAGAGCAGGGUUGCUUAGAAGGUUUUAUCCUAGUCACCUGCAAAAAUCAUGGGCGCGAGACCAAGAUCUCCAGCAUUGAGGACUGGGAAACCAUCGCUGCAGCUGGGUGUGGAGAGCCGUGUACAGAGACAUGUUCAGAAGGUCACCCUUGCACGAAGACCUGUCACCCUUUCAAGCAAUCCGAGCUGAGGUGCGAAGAGAAUUGCCAGCGAGUCUUGAGCUGUGGCCAUAAGUGCAGCUCGUUGUGUGGUGAUCCUUGCCGCUGCGUUCAGCAAUGUAGUGAGGCCUCCGCCCAAUUAGCCUCCUCCCGAACGUCUCGUGCACUAGAGCCACGAACACUCAUUCCGCCUCUCCGACUUACACGCCCACCGCAAACUCAUGUGGCCAAGGGCUUUCCAGCUACCAGAGGUGGCAGAGGCGGCAGACCGAUGACUGGGCAGCGAGGCGGACAGGGUGGAACAGUUCGACGCGGUACCCCCCGUACUGAUUCCUCAACCUCCAUGAGAUCUUCUUUGGAGAGUAAUCGGAGCGCCUCUAAGAACCGCACUAAUAGUGACAACACAGGGAUUCUGCUUGAACAGUUCAACGCCGCUGACAGAGAUUCCAGCAUACAAGAGCCCACCAGCGAACAGCUCAUGGAGACGGGCUACUACUCCAAAGGGGGGCCAAGCCGUUGGCACGAGAAAAUCACGGUCCAGGUAAAGGGGAACCUCGAAUUGGCCCCCACGCCUUCAUCCAAAACCUCUCUUUCAGACAGAUGGAGUCCCGAGAAGAUUUCGCAGAAAGAUAGGGUACUGGGAGAGGAAGCUAAGCGGGCAUCACGACAAAGAAGCCCGUAUGCAACCGUUAUUAGGACCACAUACCGCCCUACGACGAUGGAUCCGGAUGGAAGUAGGCGAUACGGGCUACAAACCCAUUCGAGCCACACUGUUUUGAAAUAUUCUCUCACAAGGAAGGAAAUGCUCCUUGAUGUCGCUGCUGGCCAAUCCAUUAUCGAUCAGCACGAGAAUCACGAGAAUCACGAGAAUCACGAGAAGCACGAGAAGCAUGUAAAGAAUAAGAGGCAUGAGAUACAUGUGAAGAAUGAGAAGCAAGGAGUAGGCGAGGAGCGAGUGGUUACUGCGGGUGAAGGGUCCAGUGUCGAAGACCUGAUCAGUUUUGACUGA